GACUCAAACAGGGACGCCUCAUCUGAGAUUCUCAAUACGCCACAAUCCAACAGAACAUAACACUGCACUCAGAAAGACUCAAAACAGGGACGCCUCAUCUGAGAUUCUCAAUACGCCACAAUCAACAGAACAUAACACUGCACUCAGAAAGAACACCUUACUCGUCUCUAAAGGCAGCAGUGGUGUUAUUAUUUCAAACACAUUGCAGCUGCCUGCUCAUGAAAACAUAGUCCUCAAGAUGCACCAAGAAUUUAAAAAUGUACUCAUCCCAACUCUUGAUAAGAGUAUACCAUCAGAAGUGGUCAGCACUAACACUACUGGCAAAAUCAAUAGUUUCAAUGAGCCCUGCUGUUCAAAAUCAGAUGAUGUAAUCAGUCAAAGAACAUUUGGAAACCAGACAGUUAAGUCGACUAUUAUUCUGGAUGCAACUACUGAGAGGCCUGUAUUAGCAAUACCUCUUUUAACUGUAUCUUGUUACUCUGUUAUUCCAAAGAGUGCUAUGAACUCUAAUCAGGCAGAUGAAAUAAAUAAUACUUAUAUAAGUUAUGUCACUGAAAAAGACCCUGAUUCGUGUACUCCAGAGAAUGUUCCAUUAACUCAAUCAAAUAUUUCACUUUCUAAUUCCCCUGAUUUAAAAAUGGAAGGUAACCAAAUUGUUGGGUUUCAGUCUAACAAAACAUAUAUGAUAGCACUGCCAGAUAAACGUAACGCUGACAUAGACUUGCCAGUAACGUUAUUUGAAAGCUCUGAUACACCUGAUAUUCAAACCAGAUGCAAUGGUCAAGAAGCAAAACUUUCUGUAGGCAAAGCAACAAGUGAGAGGGAGAGGGAAAUGUCUGAAAAUGACAGUCAGGAUACGUCUCAAGAUACACCAGAACUCAAAGUUGAUAUAGAGGUCAAAACAGAAGACACUGUUAGCACAGCCAAAACAGCAGAGUGUGAGGGGAUUGAAAAAGCACCUGACGAAACACGUCCUGUGUACGCCAUCUCCGCUUUUUGGAAUGAGAUGGAGAAGCUGACCAUUAAUGACAUUUUGCGACUACGUAUGGUCAGCAAUGCCCACCAGUCCAGUGUUCUCCCCCAGCCACCAGAGGCUGAGGCAGCCGACAGCUCUGAUGCCGCAGACUCAGGCUACUUCACUCACUUGGACGACUCCAAACCUCAUCGCUCCAGUGGCAACAUUUCCACCAUUUCUGAUUUUGACAAAGAAUUCUCACAAAAUCCAAAUGCUGAUAAUCCAAGCACUGAUCCAAUCACAAGAGAUGAAUCAUCCAACUCUAUUGGUAUCUUGUGGGAAAGCGAGCCAGACUCAGUUAGCGUUGGGGCUGGUAUAUACCCAGAAAAUGUUGCAAUGCUAAGUUCCGCAAGUUACAUCCCCCGACCAAUCUUUUCAGGCAGUGCCCCACAGUACUUAAGAAAAAUUUGCAAAAACGUCAGCGUCCAGAACCUACUUGCUCUGGAAGUUGAACCACUUUGCCAGGUGUUGAAAGGUCGGCCCUUACCAGCUGUCAUAUCAGGGGAAGGAGAACCAGAAAUGGAGUCCUGCAGUGAUGGACAUUUAGUGAGGCAGCACAGUGGCAUGAAUUCUUUACCUUCAGAAUCUUUUUCGGAGGAUGUGUCAACAGAAAGCAAUCAGAUCUCUUUCUCUGAGAUCAUCCAGUACGUCUUUGGAGGAAAUAAAUCUGAGGCAAGUCCAUCGGAAACAGACAACAUGGCCACCUACUAUGUCAACAGUGAUUCAGUCCCUGAUUAUGAGCAUUUCUACUCCGAGUUUGAUGCAGGAAGCUUCUUCUACCCUGUCAGGGAGGCAUCAAGCCACAACAAGGAUGAGCUGUUGCCCAUAUUUUCCUGCGGACAUUCGGCCAACAAGAAUCUUCAGUUCCCGGAGGCCUACGAUCAUUUAUUUUCCAGUGACUCGUCUGCAGACUCGGAGGAGGAAGAUAACCAAGACAGAAGUCCGAUCCGGGUGAUCACGCGGUUUAACCAUAAGCCAAAAGAGACCCAAGGUGUAAUAGUGGCUCCGGACAUAUAUGAGGACUUUUUCACAGACGAGGGUCUAAGUGAGAACUUCUUCUGGAAAAACUCUUUCUCCCUACGGAAGGUCCGCCUCACUGGCUCCACCAGCCAAAGUCAGAGAUCUGACUCCUGGUCUAUGGUUCCUGUGGAUGAGAUCAAGAGUUCAUUCCGCAGAAGCAUUAGACCCUUCCACACGCUGGGCAUCCAAGACAAGCCUUUUCCUGAUCAACUGCUGUACAACCUAGAGGGCAGGAUCUUCAGACAGCUGGCCGAACAGAAGAGGAGAUAUCCGGAUCUGCAGAUGGCUGUUUCUAAUCCCAGAUUAGAUGCCUCCCUUGUACCUCUCAGACAGUCAGACAUGUGUUUAGUCUGCAUCGCAUUUGCCUCCUGGGUGUUGAAGUCCGCUAACCCACAAGCUGGUGAUGCCUGGAAGGCUGUUCUCCUGGCCAACAUAAGUGCGCUGUCUGCCAUCCGAUACCUACGGAGAAGAGGCAGGGAAGAGGCAUCUGAAGAGAAGCCGUUACGUCAAACACCCUCCAUCUGAUACAGGGACAGUCACCAUGCACAGCUACGUCCUUCCUAACUUUACCCCUUUCUCCCAUGGAAACUGAAUUCAUCUUGGGUGCUUUGACGUUCAGUCCUAUCAGGGUUCAUUGGGACGUCCCUACCCUAACCCCUUAACCAUUUUACAUUUCAACUUCAAUGGGGUAGGGACGACCCAAGGAUACCGGAUAGCAUGGACCAUCCUUUGACUGCAUGUGAAAUCUGUGGUGUCCUCUUGUAAAAAUAUAGAUUUUUUUUUUUAAUUGAGGGAAAAAGCUAUGUUUUACUGUGCCUGAAAUGUUUGCACUAUAAGUUAUGAACAUCAAGUUAGCAAUAAAAAAAGAUGUCCAAUCCACUGAAAUGGUCAAGAUAGUGUGUAUGAUAAUAUUCCUGUAUGCCAUUUUUUAAGAAUGUGUUUGAGGUCCGUUAAUGUAAUUUGGAUGAAUAUAACCUAUAACAAGGGUUUAAAUGACAACAUCCUUGGGUAAGAGAUGUAUGAUAUUUAUGAGUGUACGAAAAGAGACAGAUAUAUUUAUAUUUUAUAAUGAAGGUACCAAAAUGUAGAGAAGAGACAUAAGAUGCCAGUGGAAAGUGCUCUAAGAGAUAUACACUAUCAAUGUGUUAGGAUGAGGACAUGAAUAUAGUGUGUAUGUUUUGGAAUUGAAUGACAAAUAUUAGAAAGUAAAGGUACAGAAUGGAUAUAAAAAUAUAGCUGUGUUUGAUUAUUCAAUCAACUUCAAAGUAUUUUACUAUGUGAAAUCAUCUCAUACCCCAGUACAAAACAAAGGUGUAUUAACUAUAUGGGGUGACAGGUAGCCUAGCAGUUAGAGCGCUGAGCCAGUAUCCAGAUUUAUUUAGGGCACUACAAAUAUGUGCCAUUGUUUUUUUGUUUAUACAUAAUUAAAGCUAAUUUAUUUGAUGGCCUCUAUCAGAUGACUUUCUGUCAUUGUAUGGUUUGUUCUGUGAACUGUGGAUGUAUUACGUUUCAAAUAUAUGGCAUUUCAGAGUUGAGAGCGGUUUCCUGUGUUCUGUCAGAUUUUAUACACUAGAGGGCGCUAUAGUACCUUGUAUUAACUACCUCCACAAUACUAUCAAUACUGCCAGAUUAUAAACCACUAUAAAGUAGUUUUUUGCUCUUAAAAAUUGCAAUCCCAAACAACACACAUAACACAUUUAACUCCUACUGGGCCAUUUGCAUCAGACAGGCACUCCAUUGACGUGGGGUUCCAAUACAAUUGUAGAGAUGACUGUCUUACACCAGCAGAGAGCGAGGUUGGGCCAUGAGAGAGAACGAGAGGAGCAUCACAGAUUCUGAUCCCGGGUGAAAUAACACCAGUCUACUGGCAUGUGCUCAUUUGACCAAAAUUCUAUAUUUUUUUCAAAAUAAAAAACAGUUGACUGACUCGUAAAAUGUGUUUGUUUUGACUGAAUAAUACACAUUUCUUAAAAUGACUGUACUGCAUUCCUCUCAGUACGUUUGAUAUUAUAUUGGAAGUUAAUCUUACCUAUACUAUCUUAUUUAUCAGCUUCUAUUAAUUCAAAGGAGCUUGUCUGUUGUACAGUAGGACUCUACUGUCCGGUAAUCUCGGUUAACUGAGAGCUAAAGUCUAGCAUAAUCGGUCAGUACUAUUUAUGUUUACAUGGUUUGUCCAGGAGAGAUGAACUGUCAGGUAACACGUCAUAAUGACCUCCACCCAUUAUAAAUGCAUAUUCAUGUU
This is a messenger RNA of Salvelinus sp. IW2-2015, 4277 nucleotides long. RefSeq lists its product as uncharacterized. Gene Ontology annotation, cellular component: nucleus; cytoplasm. Lineage: Eukaryota; Metazoa; Chordata; Actinopteri; Salmoniformes; Salmonidae. The record is from RefSeq and is a predicted model, not a curated record. Gene Ontology annotation, biological process: response to muscle activity; regulation of DNA-templated transcription.